Molecule: messenger RNA, 1512 nt
Organism: Phaeoacremonium minimum UCRPA7
Lineage: Eukaryota; Fungi; Ascomycota; Sordariomycetes; Togniniales; Togniniaceae
Product: putative hemolysin-iii family protein
Exons: 2
Coding region: 1-1512 (503 amino acids)
Cellular component (GO): membrane
Molecular function (GO): signaling receptor activity
Source: RefSeq, a predicted model, not a curated record
AUGACUUGCUCCUCUCCCUAUAGUCUGGCCUCCAGCGAGGAGAGCCCAGAGACUCGGGCCUCCGGCAGCGACGCACAACUUGUGCGGCCAGCGCGAAAGAGACGCCAUUCGAAUUUCAUUCCCAGGAGAAAAUCCAUUGUGAAGAACUUCAUGGAGGGAGAGGAGGCACUCGUCUUGAAGGUCGAUCUGUUCCUUCAAGAACUUGAGCGACGGCUCGAGUUCAUCGAAAGCUAUGGCGACCUCACAAUCGAUGCCAGUCUUUCUCGGGCUUACUCGACGCUUGAGGCAGUGCGGACAAGAUGCUCACAGGUCUCCGAGGAGGUAAUUGGCGAGGGCCGGCGAAGAUUGCACAUAAUGGUAGAGACGAUUGAGACUAGAUACCAAGAUGCGCUAGCUGCUGCCGAGUCUCUCAACGAGAAGACUCGCGUCAGUAUUGAGUUACUAGACAGCAUGCUCUCCGACUUCGAGGAUCGAGCAUACAAGCUUCGGGAACGAGGUCUUCAGAAUGUUGCCGAUGCUGCGGGUAUUUUCAUGGACGAGGGUCGCCGCGUGGUCGACGAGGGCUUUGAACGUGCCAGAGAAGUGGUCGGAGAGGGUUUCGAGAGAGCUAAGCAUGCCGCAGAGUCUCUCGAGGAACAUAUUCAGAGGGCCGUGCAUCGGGCACGAGAGCACGGUCUCAUCCGAUACGAUGACCUACCAAUACCAUGGAGGAUCAACCCACAUAUCGUCAAGGGAUAUCGAUUCACAGAGUCCUACUCGGGUUGUAUCCGGUCUGCAUUUGGCAUGUCAAACGAGCUUGUCAACAUCUGGAGUCAUGCUCUUGGGUUGAUAAUUGUCCUCUCUGUGGCCUUCUACUUCUACCCCACGAGUCUCAAUUUCUCGCUCAGCACGAAGGCGGAUAUUUUCAUUGCAGCCGUCUUCUUCUUUGCCGCAUGCCAAUGCCUUGUCUGCAGCACAAUAUGGCAUACCAUGAACGCCGUUGCGGAUGUGGAUCUGAUUUCCAUGUUUGCUUGUGUGGAUUACACGGGUAUUUCGUUAUUGGUCGCAGCAUCCAUCAUGACAACAGAGUACACGGCGUUCUACUGCGAGCCCGUUAGCCAGUUGAUAUACAUGAGUACGACGGCGAUCCUCGGCAUAGGCGGCGUUAUGCUCCCUUGGCACCCCCGGUUCAAUGGCCAGGACAUGGCUUGGGUCCGUGUUGCAUUCUACAUCGGCCUCGCCGCAACUGGGUUCCUGCCUAUUGCACAGCUUUCGUGGUCACGCGGCCUUGAGUUUGUGUGGCAGUUCUACUCGCCCAUUGCGAAGUCUCUGUUCGUGUACGUUGCAGGAGCCUUCAUCUACGCCAGCAAGGUACCCGAGAGAUGGUUCCCUGGCAUGUUCGAUUACUUUGGCGGUAGUCAUAAUCUGUGGCAUAUUGCUGUGCUGGGUGGAAUUCUCUUUCACUACACCGCCAUGCAGCAGUUCUUCUCCAGCGCCUUUCGCCGAGCCGAGGGGGGCUGCCCGGUGUAUUGA